CUUAUUUUUUUCCGACAGUAAAAUAUCUUUUGUAACUCGUCCAACCAUUUUUGAGCUAUUCGUAUAUAAUUUGGGGUUUAGGGUUUAAGAGUAGCAUAACUCACUUUUGCUACACUGUCACUUGAACGAACACAACAGUCGAAGGAAACUUCCUACAAUCAAAUCAAAUGCGUGUUUGAAAAGUUUUCCAUGUGGGUUUCAACAAUAAGGUCAGCUUCUUAUAGAUACCUAUUCAAGAACAGCUAUCAAUUUAUUCGACUUAAAUCAGUUUCUUCAGUAGCUCAAUUAAGCCCAUAUUUUUCGGAUUCUAGUUCUGAUGAACAAAAUGGAAAUACCCAAAUGAAAAAUAGUACCAAUAAUAUUGUUGAGGUAAAUUCUUAUUGGGUCACUGAAAUGCUCAACAGUUUAAAGGAAGAGCCUGAAAAUGCUUUAUUAUUUUUUCGUCAAUUAAAAGAAAGUGGAUUUAAACAUGAUGUACAUACUUAUAUGGCUAUGGUUAGGACAUUUUGUUAUUGGGGUAUGGAUAUGAAAUUGGAUUCUUUAUUCGUGGAGGUUAUAAAUUGUGGAAAAAAAGAUUUGGGGUUUGAGGUUUCUGAUUUGUUUGCGGAACUAGUGGAGGGGUUAAAUGCUGAGGGCCCUAAUUCGUUGGUUCAGGCUUUGGAUGGGUUGGUUAAGGCUUACGUGAGUUUAAGGAUGUUUGAUGAAGCUAUUGAUGUGUUGUUCAAGACGAAAAGGUGUGGUUUUGGGCUGAGCGUGUUGUCGUGUAAUUAUCUCAUGAAUCGUCUUGUUGAGUGCGGGAAAGUAGAUAUGGCCGUGGCGGUUUAUAAACAGUUGAGGAGGAUUGCGGUGAAACCCAAUGUGUAUACAUAUGGGAUCGUGAUCAAAGCGUUAUGUAGAAAAGGUAAUUUGGAAGAAGCGGUUGGUGUGUUUGAGGAGAUGGAGAAAGCUGGUGAUACUCCUAAUGAGUUUACUUAUUCUACUUAUAUUGAAGGGCUUUGCUCGUAUGGUCGAUCAGACUUGGCUUAUGAUGUAUUGCGGGCAUGGAAAGGGGCGAAUAUACCCCUUAAUGUCUAUGCUUAUACUGCUGUAAUUCGCGGGUUUGUUAAUGAGAAAAAGUUGCAAGAAGCAGAAAUUGUUCUGCUUGACAUGGAGGAGCAAGAACUGAUCCCUGAUGCCUUUUCUUAUGGGGCUAUAAUUCAUGGUUACUGCGAUACCGGGAAUAUUACUAAAGCUCUGGAUUUCCAUGACAAGAUGGAAGCAAGGGGUAUCAAAAGUAAUUGUGUGAUUGUCAGCUCAAUUCUUCAGUGCUUGUGCAAAAAUGGUAAGGCAUGUUAUGUUGUUGAUCAGUUCAGUAGUUUUAUGAAGCAGGGCAUUUUUCUUGAUGAGGUGGCUUAUAAUGUCGUAAUUGAUGCCCUGUGCCAACUCGGUAGGUUUGAAGAGGCGGUGGAGUUGCUUGAUGAGAUGAAGGGUAAGAGGAUGACACUUGACAUUGUGCAUUACACUACUUUAAUAAAUGGGUAUUGUCUCCAUGGAAAAAUAUUAGAUGCGUUGGAUUUAUUUGAAGAAAUGAAAGAAAAAGGAUUAAAACCGGACAUUAUUACAUAUAAUGUGCUUGCUGGUGGAUUUUCUAGAAAUGGCCUUGUUAAAGAGGCACUUCACCUUUUGGACCAUAUGAAGGGACGAGGGUUGACGCCAACAACUGUCACACAUAAUGUGAUUAUUGAGGGCUUAUGUAUCGGAGGUUACAAAGAGCAGGCUGAAGCAUUUUUUAGUAGUUUGGAGUUUAAAUCUAUAGAAAAUUAUGCUGCCAUGGUGAAUGGGUAUUGUGAAUCAGGCAACACGAAAGAUGCCUAUGAACUUUUUGUUAGGCUAUCAAAACAAGGCAUUUUAAUUAGAAGGAACUCUCGUUUGAAGCUUUUGAGUAGCCUCUGUUUGGAAGGUGAAUAUGGGAAAGCGGUAAAGUUGUUCGAGAUAGUAUUGACUUUAGGUGAUGACACUUGUAAAAUAAUGUACAGUAAACUAAUUGCUUGUUUAUCUAGUGCUGGAGAUAUGAAAAGGGCCAGGUGGGUGUUCGAUAAUAUGGUUUGGAGAGGAUUAACGCCUGACGUGGUUAUUUAUACUAUGAUGUUAAAUGGUUAUUGCAAGGUGAAUCGCUUGCAGGAAGCCGUUAAUCUUUUUGAUGAUAUGAAGGAAAGGGGCAUUUCUCCUGAUGUGAUCACUUACACAGUUAUGCUUGAUGGUCACUCUAAGAAUUUAAAAAGAGAUCGAUUGUCAUCAUAUACAAGGAGGAAUGGCGGAGAAAUCGGGGAAAAUAUAGUUCCUCCAGCUUUUUGGAGUGAAAUGAAGGAGAUGGAAUUAACAGCUGAUGUUAUUUGCUACACUGUUUUGAUUGACAGUCAUUGUAAAUCAGAUAACAUUGAUGAUGCUAUUCGCCUUUUCACUGAAAUGAUUGAUAGAGGUUUAGAACCUGAUAAUGUUACAUACACAGCUCUGAUAUGUGGCUAUUGUAAGCAAGGGCAUGUUGAGAUGGCUAAAGACCUUGUGAAUUAUAUGUGGAGUAAGGGAAUACAACCAGAUAGCCAUACAAUCUCAGCAUUACAUCAUGGUAUCAUAAAGGCCAAAAAGGUGCACCUUAGGCAUAACAAUAACUUGGGAAAACGCUGAGGUGAUUCGAUCCUCAUAGAUGAGUGAUAUUUAUUGGAGCUCUAUUGCACUGCGUAAGUUGUCUAUUAUGGAAAUGCUGAGCUUCAUGCAAGGAUUAUCAGGAAAAUUGCACGAGUAAAUUACAACAGGGAUUGGGGUGCCAAGCAUCAGACCAACAUGAAUCAUUCUGGUCAAUCUAUACCUGUUGGUGGUAUUGCCUAUAAUAUUGCUGCACCAUGAAGCCUGGCUGAUACAAUAGCACAUACUUCCAAUGCUAUAUUAUACUCACUGCUGUCAGCUUGUGCUUUGUUCUUGAAUACUUGGAUCAAGGUUUCAGGAUCAUCAGCCUAUGUUGUAGCUAAGCAGUUAAAGGAAUGGUGAUGCCUGGGUAUCAGAAAUUAAACAUGUACAAAGAGUUAAACCUCUAAGAUAUGGACAGCUGCAGCCUUUGGAGAGUGUGUGGCAUCCCGACUGUGUUGGGUGAUCUGAUGGGAGCAAUUGGUUCAGGGGCUGGAAUUUCUUGGCGGUCGCCAUCAUAUAUCAGUAUUUUGACACAUACAAGAAGGUUUUCUUGGCUUUUAUUUGUUUUCUGUAAUUCAUCUGCUUUGUCUACAUGGAGAACAUCUAUCCGUGCACCCUCCAAAUUCCACAUGCAUCCUUCUGGUCUUCCGCAAGGUCAGAGGUAAGAGACAAAAUAAAAGAUGGUGAAAAUCGUGACACUUUUAGAGGCUGUCAUUUUAUAAACUUUUUUUGUUCUCUUUGAUAGGAUAGAGAAGUAGAAAGAAGAUGCAGUAGCUUAUUUAUUGGUAUACUGCGUGGAAAAUGACGGCAUUCAUUGUUUACCCAUUGUGGUCAUGCAUUGAUAGUUCAAUUUUGAUAUUUGGAAUGUGAGACUUUAAAUUUUAUGCAAGAGUUCGUUUAUCGUAUUUGAUCCUGGUAUAUUUGUUGAUUCAUAAAUUGAUGUUUAGUACCAGCAGAAAUUAGAAAAUAACUGAAAAGAGACUUCAAGAUGAAUGUGCCCUUAUUGCUUAGACAAUGAGGUAUUGGUGAAAUGAAGGAUGAAUUCCAUCUGUUACUACAUAUUAAUUUAGUUCAAUCUUUUUGAGCAUAGUGCAUUUGUUGAAGAAUAUGGAUGUGAAAUGGAUAAAGGGAGUACAUGGCUGAAGACGCUGAAAAUCGAGUCUGGUAACUGCAAUAGAAGUAUGUUUUGUACCUCGGAUCUUCCAAAGAUUUGGCUGAGAGACGAGUUGCAAUCAUUGUUUUGAGAAAGAACAAAGUUUGAUCUCCUUAUAUGCGAUAUCAGGUAGAUUGUAGUUUAUCUGUACAUUCCGAUUUUUUCUAUGUUUUUCAUUUUUUAAUAAAUAAGUGAUUUUAGCCAUCUUAUGAUCCAAAGAAGAAUGAAGAAUACAACAAUAACAACCCCGUAGAGUAAACAUGAGAAAAUUUUCUUUUAGAUUCACUUCUUUGCCGUUGGCUGCUGGGGAAGCCAGUUCUAUGAGGCAAGUCAAUGUGGCCAACUUAAUGAAGGUAGUGUUGAGGAAUUUUCAGUAUUGAUUCUAUUUUCCGCUUUAUUCUUGGGGAUAAAACUAAAAAAGUUGGUUUGUGCAGGGAUGGAAUAUUAUAGUCAUGGAUAUUACCUUUUUCUUUUCGCCUUUGUAUAUUUCUUUGUCUGCUUAGUCAGGGAAAGCCUGUCCAUUUCUCCCCUUUUUUUCUUGUUUGUUUCGCAUGAAGCUCAGGGAUUAAAAACAAUGCAGAAACUUGUUGAAAUUUGACUCCAGUUUUCUUUUUACUGGAUUCUGAUGGAUCAUCUUUAUUGUGAAAAUCCUCCUAUUUCUUUCUUAAUAUCGCUCUAAACACAUUCUUUUAUAGUAUACACUUUAUUAGUAGAAUGAGAUCAUCAAGCAUUAAUUCACUGGAGAUUUCACUGAACUAAUAUUUUUCAAUUAUGACCAGUUCAAAAGAUAUGAGAACCCAAGAGCUUAGACCUGACUCCUCAGAAGAUAGAAUAUGAAUAUGUGCCUUUUGUUUCCCUUUUGGUUUCCAGCAAUAGAAUAGGUGCUGGGUGAUGAACUAAUGUAUCUUUGGUUUAUUUAUAUCAACAUUGUACUAGGUAGGGUGGUCCAUUUGACUAAUUAUGUGUAGUUAUUAACGACUUUCUAAUCCUACGUUGAUAAGCAUUGUGUUUUAGGCAUGUGUUUUAUAUCUUUUGGUGGUGGAAGCAUUUUAAGUAGGAGCGAAGUGUUCUUUUUAUUUUUAAUUUUAACCUCUGAAGAAGUCAAUUAGUUCACUGAUUUCUUGCCAAAUGACAGUGAAUUAUCCUUGAUAGAGGAAUCUUUUCAGUAAGAUCAUGUGAUUGAUAGCGAACAAUCUUUGUUGAAGAAGAUAAUCGUUCUUGCUAAAAAGAGAGGGAAUCAAACCGGUAAUCAGGCACAGCUUCAGGGAGAUUAAUGCAGUAGCAGAUAAUCUAGGUAAGGAAGGAAAGAAGCGAGCAUGUUUUGAUUAUGUUAGCUAUCUAGCCACCUCAUCCCCUACUACCCUUCAGUUACUAGAAAGGGAUAAAAGCAAGACUGUUUUUGUUAGAAAAGCCUCGACUGAGGUUUGUAAUUUUUUUAGCUCGCUUUGGGAACAUCUACGCUCUUAGGAGCGCUACUUGUUGCGAUGCUACUUAGUUAUUAGUAAUAUAUUUGCUGUUUUUACAAAAAAAAAUAUUCUGGAUAAGGAAUAAUUUCUUUUUGGUACUCA
This is a messenger RNA of Nicotiana tabacum (common tobacco), 5385 nucleotides long. NCBI's taxonomy places the organism in Eukaryota, Viridiplantae, Streptophyta, Magnoliopsida, Solanales, Solanaceae. The record is from RefSeq and is a predicted model, not a curated record.